This is a messenger RNA of Nomia melanderi (Alkali bee), 2267 nucleotides long. Lineage: Eukaryota; Metazoa; Arthropoda; Insecta; Hymenoptera; Halictidae. The record is from RefSeq and is a predicted model, not a curated record.
AAACAGCAUCGUCGCAGCGCGAUCCGUCCGGAGGUGUACCUUCGAAAAUCCGCGAGUGUGUUCUUCAUGCGCGACGACCCGGCUCUGGCGAUCCUGUGACAGUGAACCGGCUGACGUUAAUAUGGGGACCACGGUGUCCUGGGCUCUUGUGCUGCAAAUGUUGUCCGUGCUCGUCCACGGCUACGACAACGUGGGGUUCGACGGCUGGUAUCAACCGGUUCCGCAUAGGCCGGUCGACAUCAUCACGGACGUUAUUAACGAUCUGGGCGUGCGGAUUCUGCAGCAGUACACGGGCCACGGGAACGUGGCAUUCUCGCCGGCAGGGGUUGGCUUCGUCCUGGCGGCGUUGUACGAGGGUUCAACGGGCAGAGGAAGGCAGCAGAUCGCGGACGCGUUGGGUCUGCCUCGGGACCGCGACAUCACCAGGCUCGGUUUCCGAGACAUCCACCGCAGGCUCAGGACGUAUCUGAACGCGGACGGUUUCCUGGGCGGCCUGACGCUCAACCAGGAGAACACGAGGCUGCGCCCGGAGUACGAGGACAUCCUGCGGUUCUACGGGUUCGACCUCACUGUCCCCGAGGAAGAAGCAAACGCUACUACGUCCACGCCAGACGCCAUGACCGAUCGACCGGUGACCGACACUAAAGCCCUGCCUCCAGACGAAGUAGCAACCACCCAGCAACCGACGCAAGAGACAACCCCGGCAGUCGAGCUGCUGGCAAUGACGCUGAUGACGGACACGUCGAACAAGUUAACGCAAACCACCUCUGCAACUACCGUCCUAAUGGACGCUACCGAACCAGCCACUUCGGCCAGCCAAUCCACACCUGGUCCGACGUCUACGAUGACACCGGAGAUUGCUACCACGACAGCCCCUGUCACUCUUGACGCGUCUACUGCCGCGGCUACCUUUCCAGUUACCACUAUUGCAGAUUCUACCACUCAAGCUGCAAGUACGGAGUCAGUCGCUCCAACUUCAACCAGUUCUGCCACUGUCCCGCCGUCUACUCUCGAGACGUCCACGGCGACAGAGGGAGUAACGGAAUCCGCUACACCUGGACAGACUACUAUGAUCCAGGACGCGGAUCCUGAUACCACUGUACCCGCGCCAGAGUCAACGACCGUCCCGACAACCGCUGAGACGACUAUCGCCGCGAUGACUACAUCAGUGCCCGCAGCUGAAUCGCCUACCGGCGCGCCGGAAGCUACGGGUUCGACGAUCCCCGACACCACGCCGGAGACUAGUCCGAGCACCGGACCACCUGAUGAGAAUACCGUUUCAACGGACGUGUCCAACAAUCAAACUGUCCCGGGCGAGAUGGGAUCUACAGAUUUGCCUGUUACCACUCCCGCUCCAGGAGAAACCGGGUCGACUGGACCGGCCGCUGCAGAAUCAUCCACUGUUAGCGACACGAUGACGAGGAGGAAACGCGCCGCGAGGAGCCCCAGGGGAUUCUUCUCCAGUUAUCCAGACGAAGGAAUCUGGAUGCAGGAUCUGGGCAUCUGGAAGCCCUACCCGCCGAGCCUGAGCGAAGCUUCCGUCAGGGACUCGACGGAGAUAUCGUUCCUGGUGAACGGCUGCGACGUGUCCUCCGUCACGGCGUCCAGAUACUUCGCCGUUCUGCCUUUCGCCCAUUUUCCGUCGCUCCACGCUGUCGCCCUUGAGUUUCCUUUAGACGAUCCCAGGUACAACAUUCUCCUCGUAAUGUCCACGGACCGAAGAGACACGUACCGUCUGGCGAGGGAUCUCGGCGGGAAGUCGUUGAGGCUGUUGCGGAAGCAGUUACAAGCCACUUGGGUCAGGGCCACCAUUCCGUCGUUCAUGCUGCGCGGUUUCGUCACCUUGACGUCCUUCCUUCAAAGGCUAGGUAUAGUAGACGUCUUUGAACCAAGGGCGGCCGACCUGUCGCUGAUGACCCCGGACCUGGGUGUGUACGCGAGGGACGUCCAGCAGAGCAUCGGCGUGAAUAUCAGGAAUUACAUGAAACCUGACAGAACCCAUUCUCGUGAGUCGCCCAAAUCCGACCCUCCCCCGAUCGUUCCACCUCGACGGGACUAUUAUCGAUACUAUCAUCCAGGUAACGGGUUAUUCGAAAGAGCCGGGCCGGUGCUGUUCACGGCCGUGCAUCCGUUCCUCUACUUCAUCGUCGACGCCGAAACCUCGGUGGCCUUAAUCGCCGGCCGUGUCAACGAUCCUCUGAAUUCACGGAUCCUUUAGCGUCCGCGUGGCCCACCGACGAUCAACUUACCGGAUGUCGUCGGAUCAU